AUGCACAAGCUCACGAACAUGGAGGCUCAGCGUGUCAUCGCGGUCCUGGAAGACGCCGUUGAACGACUCGAUUUCAUUUCGCUCAUCCCUACUACGCCAGAUCCGGAAUUACUCGAUCGGAUCACAGGAAUUGGUGACGUACCGCUAAAAAACGCGACCCAACAGCAAUGGCAAGUCGAAGAGAGCCAACUGGUCAUGGCAGUUGGUCACAGCCCAAAUUCAGCAAAGACUAGCCGUGAAGAUAUUUCGGAGCAGCUGAACCAUGUGACCCGAGCCCUUUGUCGGCACCUCAAAAGAAACAAAGACGCCCGCUCUAUUUUUAAAAGGAACGCGUCUGCUGCUCGAAGUCCACAUCUGGUGAACUGUCAACAGUACCUCUCUGAUUUGACAGCUGUUAUGCAAGAUCUCACGGAAAAAGAACGAACCGCGGCAGAGGAAGCAUCUGCACUACAGCAAACACUAGAGACACAGCGAGCUGAACGUGACCGAGAAGUAUCAGCGCACGAUCAAACUCUAACCAAGCUUCGUGCGGAGCUGCAGGACAUUACCCAGACCAACCAAACUAAAAUGGAUGGUGUCCGCGCACAAAUGGACGAUCAGAUCACCAAGUCCGAGGACGACCAUGCGAUUGCGUCGGAGCAGCUUCUCGAGAAGCUCAAUUCACUUGAAGCCAAUAUUGAGACAGAUAGCCAGACAAAUCGUGAGAUUGAGGCAACCCUGAGGAAGAAAAAAGAGCGAAUUGAAGCUGAUCUUUCUGCCCAGUACGACGAGAACAUGGCUGAAAUGCUUCGCCAGACAGAAGAGAUUAAAGAAAAAAUGAUUGCCGAAAAGGAGAAUCUGCGAGAGCUUGAAGAAUAUUUCGCCAAGAUUGACGCCAAUCAAAGACGCCAAAACGAAGAAGUCAGUAUUCUCGCAGCCUUCCGUAGGCGUGUCUUGAUGGCGGAAAACGCCCUUCACAAAGCAGCAACAUGCGUUCAGAAAAUAGUCCGAGGCAAGCAGCUACGUGCGUUCAUCAGGCAGCUUCUCAACAAGAAAAAUAAGAAGGGCAAAGGUGGCAAAAAGAGUGGGAAAAAGAAGAAAUGACGUGUUUCAACUUUUUCCAAUCGACAAGACCCCUUUGUUGCUACUGUAUUAUUGCCCAUGGCCCUGGCAUCGACCUUCGCGGGAGGGGGGGGCUGGGGCUGUGCACGUUAUGGCGGACGCGCAAGAGCCAAUCUCGUACACGCAGCGCGGCACAAUUGCGAAGGGCGAUCUAGUGCUUGCGCCUGUUGAGCUGCUUCCAGCGGAAUGGCGUUCUUGGCGCGGAAUCUCCACGACGCUAGAGUACGUGCGCAGAGCUGCGACAGUGAGCCCCCCCAGCCGCUC
This is a messenger RNA of Aureococcus anophagefferens, 1365 nucleotides long. RefSeq lists its product as hypothetical. Lineage: Eukaryota; Pelagophyceae; Pelagomonadales; Pelagomonadaceae. The coding region runs from base 1 to 1083 and encodes 360 amino acids. The transcript has 10 exons. Gene Ontology annotation, molecular function: protein binding. The record is from RefSeq and is a predicted model, not a curated record.